AUCAUUUUAUUUAAAAAUAUACUCAGUCAGAUCAGUUGAUCAGUUCAGUUCAGUGAGUAAAGUAAACUAAACAAACAGUACAGUACAGUUUGCUAUUGUUAUGAUAGAGGAUACGUACUUCUUAAUCUUACUUGAAUGAAAACUGAUUUCAUAGUAGGUAUUUAAUUAAUUAUGCCUAAGCCACAGUACACCCAAAAGUUUCGUGAUUUUUGGUUAAGUGUACCAGAACUGAAGGACUGGUUGCAAGUAGUGGAAAGCACUGCCGGUCCAGUAGCUAAGUGUAAAUUAUGUGGUACAUUAUUAAGAAAUCAUUUUGGAGAUUUAAAGAAUCAUGGAUUAUCUAAAAAGCACCUGCAAAAUUCAAAGAUUGUAACUAAACAACCAAAAUUGCCUUUCAAAGUUGAAAGCAUGGGGAAAAAGAAAGAAGAAGCCAGGCUAGCAUUAUAUACAGCGGCACAUACUAGCAUUCGUGUAGUGGAUCAUUUGGGAGACGUAAUUAAUCACACGCACAAGGAGGAUGACAAAAUUCACCUGCAUAGGACUAAAUGUACCCAAAUUAUUAAAAACGUUCUAGCACCUCAUUUUUCACAAAAUUUAAUAGAAGAUUUGAAAGAUCAAUUCUAUAGUUUAUUGAUUGACGAAUCAACCGAUAUCGCAGUUCAUAAAUAUUUGGGAAUUGUUAUUAUUUAUUACAGCUGCACUCACAAAAAAAUUAUAUCUACAUAUUUAGAUAUCCCAAUGCUCUACGAGUGUGAUGCAGACGGCAUUGUUGCCGCCAUAAAAGCAUCACUCACACGAUUCGGUAUACCCCUAAAACAUUUAAUGGGCAUUGGAACUGACAAUGCUGCAGUCAUGGUUGGAGUUAAUAACGGUGUGUAUGCCAAACUGAAAAGAGAACUACCGAGUCUAGUUUUGGUGCGCUGCAUUUGUCAUUCCUUACAAUUAGCGGUCUCAGCAGCAACAAAGGAGUUCUUACCCAGGAAUCUCGAAUUCAUUAUUAAAGAAACAUAUGAUUGGUUCAGCCGUUCUUCAUCAAGGCAAGCUGCCUAUAAAGAACUAUACAAACUAAUAAACGAUGGUCAUGACCCUUUAAAAAUUGUUCAGUCUUGCCAAACUAGGUGGCUUUCUGUAGAGUCCGCAGUUGCACGGAUUUACACACAAUGGCUGGAACUGAAAACACAUUUUAAUAUGGCAAAAUUAAAUGAAAGAUGCUACACAGCCGAAUUGCUGCAUGCAAUGUACUCUGAUGAUGUGAAUUAUGCAUACAUUUCAUUUAUAUAUCCAAUUCUCACUAAUGUUAACAGGGUUAAUAAAUUAUUUGAAUCGAAAGACGCAGAUCAUUCUAAACUGUAUGACGAACUGACUAAUUUAAUUGAUACACUUGUUGACAAGAUAAUAUUGCCUACCCAGAAGGUAGAUAUUUUUACGCAAAAUAUUCAAGAUUUUAUAGAUAAUAAAUGCUAUUUGGGGUACAGAUUUGAAACUCAAUUGCAAACAAUGAAAGAUAAAGGACUUCCGCCAAAUCAAGAAGAAAUAAUCCGCAAUAGGUGCAUCCAGUUCAUUGCAUCUUUGAUUCAAGAAUUGAAAAACAGAUUGCCCGAAAACUUGAAACUCAUGAAAAGUAUUAAAAAAAUCAGCGUAGAACACGCACUAUCUCAUAACAAAGAACCGAUUACUGAAUUGAUGUUGCAUUUUAACAAAAAACAAGAAGAUAUUGCGAAGAUUGACGAGCAGUGGCGUCAAAUACAUCUACUCAGUUGGAAAAAUACAAAAAAUACAAAGGAAUUUUGGUACGAGGUAUUGAAAUUCAAAGAUAUAGCAGGAGAAAAUAGAUUUCAAGAUUUGGCGACAUUUGCGGUAUCUUUAUUAGUUUUACCGCACUCUAACGCUGAUGUAGAACGAUUGUUUAGCAUGAUGAACGUUGUCAAGACUAAACAGAGAAACCGAAUGAAGUUUGAUCUCCUUUCUUCAAUUGUCACUGUUCGUGCAGGCUUAGCACGUGAAGGCAAAUGCUGCAAUAACUACACAUUACCAAAUACUGUAAUACAAAAAAUUGGAACUAAAGAAAUCUAUUCUUCCCAAACUGAACAAGCAGAUGAAACAGACUCUUCUGAUGAUGAUCAUUUUUAGUUUAAGCAUUAAAUAAUGUCAUGAUAAUAACCUGUUGUUUGUAUUAAAUGAGCGUGCCACCAUCAUUCACAAUGAAACCCUUUAAUUUUAUUAAUUUUCUUUAUUUAGGAUUACCAAUACAUCUUACAUGCUCUUAAAUCUUUAUAACAAUCAUGAUUUAUGCAUAUCUAAUUAUAGGUAACCACAACUUAUAUAAGUGUCCUGUACCUGUGAACAAUAGUGAACAUGCAGUAAACUUAUGGCAGUGGCUAUAUGAAUUAAAUUGCUGGUCCAUUUACAUUAACUGAUGCUAUUAUUUGACAUCUUGACAAUUAGAAUGAUGUUAAAUACAUAGUUGAUAACAAUUAUUAACUACUUAUAUACAAAUAUUUCCUAUAAAUAUUUUAUUAAGUGUCUGCUACCCUAAGGUUUUCUGGAAGAGAUCGCUUUUUAGCGAUAAGACUGCCUGUUGUUGUUACCUAUAUUGUUUUCCUUACAUAUGUUUACGUUAAGACUCUGUGGUGCACAAUAAAGAAUACUUACUUAAUUUACUUAAGUACCCUAUGUAUACUAUCAAAGCAAUAUACAUAUUUGCUGUGUUUUUUUAUCAUUUGAUAUGAAACUUUGCAGAAUUUACUGAUACAAUUUAUAACAUUAGUCCUAGUCACUGUCCUAGUCAAUACUUCGGAGUUCGUCAAUAUCUGAGCAAAGUAUGAACAUUUCAACCAUAGAAUUACUUCAAUACAAAACUAGAGUGGUGUUCACUUAAUUGAAAUUUUGCUUAGACAUAGAGAGUGAGAGAGGGCUAGAACUGCAACAUAUAAAUAUUUACUACUACAUUGUAUGAUUAGUAGUCAUGAAAGAAUUAAAAGUCGUGCAUAUUCUAUAUUAUUCAAAUAAUGAUUUAAUCGAACUUUUUAAUAAUGAAAUGACAAUUACAGUACAGUAUUUUAUUGUCAUAGCAAAUCAAAAUCUAAGUACUCUAUUUUAUUAUUUUUAAUUAUUCCUACUCUGUUUUAAAUUUAAAAUCUAAUAUUUUCCCGCUUUCCUUUACCACACCGCGAGUUGAACGCCCUACCGCGUUCCAACGGGCGAAUUAAAGAACCUAGUGAUUUUACUAUAGCGAGUUUGCA
Molecule: messenger RNA, 3242 nt
Organism: Cydia amplana
Lineage: Eukaryota; Metazoa; Arthropoda; Insecta; Lepidoptera; Tortricidae
Exons: 2
Coding region: 172-2130 (652 amino acids)
Source: RefSeq, a predicted model, not a curated record